This is a messenger RNA of Lethenteron reissneri (Far Eastern brook lamprey), 2869 nucleotides long. RefSeq names its product methionyl aminopeptidase 2 (gene METAP2). Gene Ontology annotation, cellular component: cytoplasm. The record is from RefSeq and is a predicted model, not a curated record. NCBI's taxonomy places the organism in Eukaryota, Metazoa, Chordata, Hyperoartia, Petromyzontiformes, Petromyzontidae. Gene Ontology annotation, biological process: proteolysis. Gene Ontology annotation, molecular function: metalloaminopeptidase activity.
UCCCAGCGUGCACCGCGCGCGGUAACGCUCUGGCUGCGAUGGACGACUCGGAGCGACCCGUGGUGAACGGCAAGAAGGAGGCGGCGGAGGAGGAGAAGGAGGAGGCGGAGGAGGCGGGGGAGGAGGAGGAGGACGACGCCACCGCCGCGGUGGACGAGUCGGCGGGGGCGCAGAAGCUGAAGAAGAAGAAAAAGAAGAAGAAAAAGAAGGCCGCCGGAGACACUGACAAGGAGGCACCGGCGGCAGACGGAGUCGAGGAGGCACCCAAGACGUCGGAGCAGCUGACGUCCCCUACUGCUCCUGCUGUCGCCGACGGCGCUGGAGAGAAGGAGGACGGGGAUGAAGACGGUGAGGUCGAUGGCGAAGGCGACACGGGCGCAGCCAAGAAGAAGAAGAAAAGGAAGAAGAAGAAGGGGGGGGUGGUGCCCGGGGUGGCACAGGUCCCGGGAGGCAGCGCGCCCGUGGGAGAGAAGGUGUCCAAGGACGGAGUGGCGUGUGCUCAGACGGACCCGCCCACGAUCCCCAUAUGCGAGCUGUACGCCAACGGCGUCUAUCCCAGGGGCCAGGAGUGCGAAUACCCGCUGGACCAGGAUGGACGCGUGGCGUCGUGGCGCACGACGAGCGAGGAGAAGCGAGCGCUGGACCAGGCCAACGAGGAGGACUGGAUGGAUUUCCGGCAGGCGGCCGAGGCGCAUCGGCAGGUGCGCAAGUACGUCACGUCGUGGAUCAAGCCCGGCCUGAGCAUGAUCGAGAUCUGUGAGAAGCUGGAGGGCUGCUCGCGGCGGCUCAUCAAGGAGAACGGCCUCAAGGCGGGGCUCGCCUUUCCCACGGGCUGCUCGCUCAACAACUGCGCGGCCCACUACACGCCCAACGCGGGCGACGCCACGCUGCUGCACACCGACGACGUUUGCAAGAUCGACUUUGGCACGCACAUCAACGGUCGCAUCAUCGACUGUGCCUUCACCGUCACGUUCAACCCGAGAUACGACAAACUCCUGGAGGCCGUGAAGGCAGCCACCAACACCGGCAUAAAGAUGGCUGGCAUCGACGUGCGUCUGUGCGACAUCGGCGAGGCCAUCCAGGAGGUGAUGGAGUCGUACGAGGUGGAGCUCGACGGAAAGACCUAUCAGGUGAAGCCAAUCAGGAACUUGAACGGACACUCGAUCGGACCGUACAGGAUACACGCCGGCAAGACCGUGCCCAUCGUCAAGGGCGGAGAGGCCACGAGGAUGGAGGAGGGGGAGGUGUACGCCAUCGAGACUUUUGGCAGCACGGGCAAGGGCGUCGUGCAUGACGACAUGGAGUGCUCUCACUACAUGAAGAACUUCGACGUGGGACACGUGCCUCUCCGGCUGGCGCGCACCAAGCACCUGCUGGGCGUGAUCAACGAGAACUUCGGCACGCUGGCAUUCUGCCGGCGCUGGCUGGACCGCCUCGGCGAGAGCAAGUACCUGCUGGCGCUGAAGAACCUGUGCGACAUGGGCGUGGUGGACGCGUACCCGCCGCUGUGCGACAUCCGCGGCUCGUACACGGCGCAGUUCGAGCACACCAUCCUGCUGCGGCCCACGUGCAAGGAGGUCGUGAGCAGGGGCAGCGAUUACUAAAGGCCCGCCCCCUCAACGGGUGGUGGUGGGAGGGGGUGGAGGCGAUGAAACCGCGCCGCUACGAAGCAACGACAAGAAACAAAACACUGCACACUCCCCAUUGCGCCCCGUUCGGUUUACCCUUCUGGCUUGCCAACGUUUGCAGUGCGGUUGGUUUAAAAGGGACGGCGUAUCCCGCUCCCUCUCCGAGUCCCGUUCCAAGUCGAUUCAUCGUCCUGCCGCCUCCACCCUUUCGUUUGCCGUCGUGAGUCGACGAAUCCCCUCCACCCCCGCCCAACACCGCCCCCCCCCUCCCCCGCCCCACCGAGCUUCUGCGCCACCGACAGAAUGCCGUCGCACGCUUCUGCCACUUGUUGGCGCCGCCCCCCCGGAGUCGGCAACGGGCGCGCGCGCGCAACCGCUUGUGUGGUCUGCGCGUGCGCAACCCCGCGCUCCCCCUCCCUCGCUGUAGUCUUGGAGAAGACGAAGCUGACGAUUGCUUGGUGAUUGGCUCCGGCGGACACCGCCGCCGCCGUUCUCGGUUGGGGGCAGGACGGUGGGAGCGGCGUCGUGUGAAAGCCCCCCCCACCCCACACCCCACACCGGCAGAGACGCGCUCGCUCUCAGGUUUUACUCGUUUUCCCCAAAUUCACUCGCACCCGACGCAAAAAAAAAAAACGGUUCGGGAUUUAUCCGCAGUGGGGGGUGUCACCGUAGCGCCGUUUGUUUUUUUGUUGUUGUUCACCGGCGUGUUUGUUAGCUCGCAAGGCAGGAAGUGACAUCGAACGCAAGAGGCUGCUUAACUUAUGCAACAGCAUAGACGCUUUAAUCGUCGCAUCCUGGGCGAAUCUGCCGCCCGAACGGUCGUUGUGCCCUCGGUCCGUGGUCGGGUGUGCCGCGUUCACGCCCGAGUAUUUGGAGAUUGGCGGAGUUGGUUGGGGGUGUGGGCGCAGCAGGUAGGAGCCCCUCGGAGAGGCCGGGCCGAGCGACCGAUCUACAGAGAUCGCCCGCAUAGGGCGAGAGUGAGCGUUGGUUUGGUGCGGCGUUGUGGUCGCGAGCGGCUCGGCUGCGGAGCUCACCGUGCCCGGUGAGUCGCCGCUUGCUGAGUGGGAAUGUUUGUCUGCUAAGCGCACAAUUUGAGCUUCCCGUGUUGAAGUGUUUUCCCCUUAGUUGGGUGACAGGCGCGACUGGCCUGCCCACGUGGGAGCGGGGGGCAGGUGGGGAAAGGGGCCCGCACUGCGAUGUAAUCCUUGGAUUACAAAUAAAAGAACCUCACGAAAAUGUAA